AUGAGUCGCAGUAGCUAUAGUUACGAUGAGGAUGACUACGACUCCCGUUACCAGAAACGAGGGCCGUCUCCUGGUAUUCGCUAUGUCCAAAACCCUCAGCGUCCUUCAAACUACUAUGACGCUCCUCCAGGCCCCAGCUACCUUGGAGCCGACCGUCUUAACAUCACAAGUGUACAUCGAUCCAAUUCCCGCUCCCGCUCGAGGGACUAUUCCCGUACAAGAGACCGUCGCGCCAGCAGUCCUCCAGCCCCAGUUCCUGUGAUUAUCAAUAAUAAAAUCUACAACGACUUGUCUUCUGAUGACGAGGAUGAUCGCAAGCAAGUCUCACGAUCGUCUCGCCGUCGGCGCUCACGCUCACGAUCAUCACCAUCCCGAUCAUCUAGGUCUCGCUCUUCUUCAUUCAUGACCCGAGAAGAAUGGGAGGCUGAGAGAGCUCGCAAGGAGCUUGAGGAUUUGCGCCUUGCCACGUCUCGGGAGAAAGAAGAGCGAAAACUGGUUAAGCAAUAUCGUGAUGAGUGGGAGGCCGAGCAAGCACGCAAAGAUCUUGAGAAGACUAGACUCGCUAGCUCACGUGAAAGGGAUCAACGACAGCGUGAAAAGGACGAGCGACAACUAGUCAAGGGAUAUCGCGAAGAGUGGGAAGCGGAACAGUCUCGUAAAGAGCUUGAGAAGAUGCAUCUUGCCCGUGCCCGAGACGAUGAAGAGCGGCGACGCUUGAGAGAGUUUCAAGACGAAGAAGAGCUCAAGCAAGCUAAGCGCGAGCUGGAGAAGAUCAAGGGACGCAAAGCUCGUGCGGAUGAGGAAGACCGCAUCAAGAAGGAAAUCGAGUUGAAGCGGCUUAGGGAGGAAGAUGAGGCCGCAGAAGAGAGACAACGCCGCGAAAAGGAGGCCAAUUCCGCUGUUGAGGAUUACAAGAGGAAGGAACUUGAACGUAUUACCAAAGAGAAGAAACUUAGGGACCAAAAGGAGAAGGAAGCCGCCGAAGCCGUUGAACGCUACAAGCAAGCGGAGAAAGAUCGCGUAGCAAAGGAGAAGGCCGAUCAGGAGGCGAAAGACAGAGAAUACCAAAAGCGCCUUAAGGAAGACCUGAUUAAAUCAGGUCUUGAUGACAAAGCUAUCGAGGCCAUCUUGAAGAAGGAAAAGAUCAAAAAGGAACAGCAGCCAUCACCUCGACCACAGCCUCUUCCACAUCACGCAAUGCCGGGCUCAUCCCACCCAUAUGCCCCAAUCAACCAGAUAGCUACCAUUCCUCCACCCCCUCCUGCUCCUCGCCCAGGAGGUCAAGUCGCUCGUCCAACUUACACACGCAUGGCUCGCCGCCAUCUUUCUAUAGAGUCUUUGCGCGAGUUUGGUGUCGAAUUCGAUUUUGAUGCGGAUCCUGACUACGUACUGAUCAGACGCUGGGUCCCUGAGUGGGAACAAGAUCAACUAUGGAAGCACACCAAGUUGAUCCGCGAGAAGCGAAGCAAGAUGCUCAUGGUGGAGGAGAAGCGACAUGGCAGAGACGAGCCUGAGUUCGAGUGGGUGCGUAAGAAAUCAGACAAAUCAGACAAGCACAGCCGCCGCAGGAGUAAAUCACCUUCACUUUUGAUGUAUCUUGCAGGCGUGCGCCCGGCAUAG
Molecule: messenger RNA, 1620 nt
Organism: Fusarium coffeatum
Lineage: Eukaryota; Fungi; Ascomycota; Sordariomycetes; Hypocreales; Nectriaceae
Exons: 2
Coding region: 1-1620 (539 amino acids)
Source: RefSeq, a predicted model, not a curated record